AUGGAUCUCGCGGCUGAGCGGGUGCGGGCUCAGCUUGCCAACUCGGUUACACCUAUUGCAAAGCCAGUAUCAUUGACCGAACUCCAUCAUCUGUACCAUCGCGGUAAUGACCGACGCCCACUACCACCAAACCGUGCACAUCAGACGAUCAUAAACCUUGUUCGCACAGAAGCACGGUGGCGUAAUUUCUGCGAUUCAUUCAAUGACCCUAAAGGGCGAGAUUGGAAAACCCUCCUACGAGCGCUAUGUUGGGAGGAGAGGGGCAUCGUUGACGCCUUUGCUCGCUGGUUCGUUCGCAGAGAGGGCUCGAGGGUCACGGCCGAAUCGUCAGCUCGCAGAUAUCUCCGAGAUCUUUCCGCGUUGUUUUUCAGGUAUCAAGGCUUCGAGCUGGAGAAGCGUCUCAGGGAUCAUAUGCGUCAAAUCGCGAAGGUCGAGCUUACACCACUAUUUGGACUGCGAGUUGAGCCGAAACACAAGAACAUCCUAGGGCCUCGUGGGUUCACGUACCUGGUUCACUUCACCUGGGUUCGUUCUCGGCGACCGUUCAAGAUUGGACUGGAUCGCAUCGAUGAUGUAUUCUGCCGCAUGAUAUUGAUGUGGACAGGGUGCCGCUCGCAUGAACUCGUGCAGACUAGUUCUGACACAGGGCAAUACAAGCAGAAGUUCGAUGAGGAAUCAGAUGCCUACACCGACAUCGAUGACGGGCCAGACCAGUACGUUGCGAAGCGGCCUAAGCGUUGCUGGGCCUGUGGCGGUAUCGACGAUAGGACAUUGCCGUCUCGUAAAGUCCUGUGCUGGGAAGACAUUACAGUUCUCAUUCUAUCAGAUCCUGGUAAUAGCGGUGGGCGGGAUAUGUUUGCGAUGGAUAUCCUCCUACGAUUCCACAAAGGUCACAACAAUCAGACAGUUCCCACCAUUUAUCAUUUCAUCGAGGAUCCUUACCCUCUUCUAUGCCCGAUCGUGUACAUUCUCGGCAAAGCCUGCGCAGAGGAUGUCAUUGAUUGGGACGCAUUGCAGAUCGACACCUCGAACCUUCAGAUAGAUGAGAUCAUCAAGAACCUAUUCAACACUAAGCUUCAGGAGCCUUCUGUCGAGAUACCCUGGAAGAAGAAGUACUGGCACACACCUGUUUUUCGAAAAACGGACCUUGGCCCGGAUGGUCGGCCUUUAAAGAUUAACUCACCAAUCACGAAAGCCAUCCUGGACAACAAUGUAAAGAACCAAGGAAUGGAGGCCGGCCUUCCCGACAGACCUCAGUCUUAUGACUAUCGUCGAGGCAAUCUGGAGUUAUUAGACACGCACUACCGCACUUCUGUCCGCAAUCGAGGAGCAAGGCACCGGCCCGGGACCAAUGUUUACGAAACGUCGUAUGUAGGCCAGGGAAUGAGGGCAAUUUCGCAAGACGCAUUUCUAGGCCGUGGCGCCCAUUCCCCUCUCAUCGACAUUCUCAACCAUGUUGGUCUCCGCUACGAUGAGAGCGCGCCUACGAAGGUGACAGAAGAAAUGAUGCGCCUUGUCGGCCCUGACAGCACCAUGGUUCGGCUUGAGGGGGAGCUGUCAACCCUUCGGGAGCGGCUUCUUGAAAAGUAUGGCAAGGUCAGCUACGCUCCUAUAACUGAUCAGGCGGCAUAUAAAGAUGUGCAGUGCCAAGCGAAAGCGGCCAAGCAGCGAUACAGCCGAAAGGUUCUCGACCUUUUCCGAAAGGAUCAUUUCACUACGAAGAACAACGUGGAGCUUGGCCGCCAACUUAACGGCGAGGGUCAGCUAGAUUCUUCUCAAAGAAUCAGAACAGUGUACUUUACUGUCCCAGAGCGAAGACGGCUUGCAGCCCUGUUCGGCGAUUUCGAUGACAAUCCAUCCGAAGAAAUCAUCACGCAAAAGAAGAUCGAUGCAACUUUGGCCUUGAUUCGGUAUGCUUGGGUCGUCGAAAAGGAUGAUCAAGCACUUCUGCUAGACUUAGUAUCGAACACUACAGAGGAAUGCCUACCCAAGAAGCGACCUUGGUUUGCAUCUAUGAUUCGAGAGCCAGUAAGCCUUCCAGCGCGUAUUACCGAACCGCAACGCCAAGCAAGUCCAAGAAACUCCGGCCCAGCCUCCAGUGAUUUACCCAUAGGCUUCACCUGCAUCUUCUGUGGGAAGGUCGUCCGACGGAAAGCUACUAUGUGGACUUGUGUCGACAAACAUAUCACGAAGCUGCUCAGCAAUACUGGUACCGUGCCAUGCCCAUAUCCUGGAUGCGAGAUGAAGGAUGCGCACAGCAAUGAAAUGCUUUUCAAAAACCACGCCUACCUGGAACAUGGGAUUGCACUACGACCAAUAAAGCAAACAAGAAACAUUAUGGAAAGUCUCGAGACCGACCCAUUAUGUGAUGAAUCUACUUCGACUAGGUUCAACGAAAGUGAGAAAGAGGUGAUUGCAAAGGAUGACCCACACGACUGGGAAAUCGGGGCCUACCAUACAGGAACCACUCAGCACUCUUUGAGUCAAUAUCCUGCCUUCCCCAAGGACAACCCCCCCCACACAGGAUUCUGCACCGAGUCUGGCGGUCUGAUGAUUCUUCCUGAAGAAGAUUCAAAUUCCAGCAAGGACAUGCAGAUGCAUUCUUCUGAUCACUGGGAUAGCCAAGGCUUUAUAUCUAGGUCAUCACAAGAGCUAGAGUUGUACGGUGAUCAGUUACCCGUCCGAUCCGAUACAAUGGAAGCAUUCGGUAAUGCUGAGACACAGUUCGCACCGAUAUCACCUUUGUAUGGAAGACCAGGGUGCACAGAUACAUGGUCGGAAUCAAUCCCUUCAAGCUUUGACGCAGAGUUGCUAGAUCCGCUGCUACGAGAAGUUGAUGCACCUACCAGCUCCACUGUUCAGGUCCAGAACUUGGAGCCAGAACAAGAAGUCAGCAGCAUCAACGAUGCGACCGACUACCCUGUCGAAUGCCUCGUCGAGAAACGCGGUAAUAUGUUCUACGUACAAUGGAAAGAUGGUUCAUUGUCGUGGCAGAGCCGAGAACAGAUAUCUGAUGAUCUGACUAAACCGUUUGAGGCUUCUUGGAAAGGAUACCAUCGAGGAGUUACGGUGCUAUACAGGAAAACGACAGGGACGGCCCCAUUUCGAAUUAAGUUCAAGGAUUGGCCGUGGGGAAACGCCGCCGCCUGGGCCACUCCUAAGCAGCUUUGCCCCGACCUGGUAUCACAGUGGCCAAUCUGCAGUAAACAAGCCAACUAG
Messenger RNA from Thyridium curvatum, 3219 nucleotides. RefSeq lists its product as uncharacterized. The coding region runs from base 1 to 3219 and encodes 1072 amino acids. The transcript has 3 exons. The record is from RefSeq and is a predicted model, not a curated record. NCBI's taxonomy places the organism in Eukaryota, Fungi, Ascomycota, Sordariomycetes, Thyridiales, Thyridiaceae.